Molecule: messenger RNA, 2381 nt
Organism: Talpa occidentalis (Iberian mole)
Lineage: Eukaryota; Metazoa; Chordata; Mammalia; Eulipotyphla; Talpidae
Gene: HSDL2
Product: hydroxysteroid dehydrogenase like 2
Exons: 11
Coding region: 89-1345 (418 amino acids)
Cellular component (GO): mitochondrion
Source: RefSeq, a predicted model, not a curated record
GGGCGGGGCUAAGUGCGGAGGGUCGGUCCGCCUUUCACUAUCUCCUCUCUUCUUCGGAUUUUGUCGCCGACCCUGAUCUACCGAAGUCAUGUUACCCAACACCGGGAAGCUAGCGGGAUGUACAGUUUUCAUCACAGGCGCAAGCCGAGGCAUUGGCAAAGCUAUUGCAUUGAAAGCAGCAAAGGAUGGAGCAAAUAUUGUCAUUGCUGCCAAGACCACCCAGGCGCACCCCAAACUUCCAGGCACAAUCUAUACUGCUGCUGAAGAAAUAGAAGCAGCUGGAGGAAAGGCCUUGCCAUGUGUUGUCGACGUGAGAGAUGAACAACAAAUCAGUAAUGCAGUGGAGCAAGCAGUGGAGAAAUUUGGAGGAAUUGAUAUUUUGGUGAAUAAUGCCAGUGCCAUUAGCUUGACCAACACAUUGGAAACACCUACAAAGAGAGUGGAUUUGAUGAUGAAUGUCAACACCAGAGGCACCUACCUUACAUCUAAAGCUUGUAUUCCUUAUUUGAAAAAGAGUAAAAUUGCCCAUAUCCUCAAUCUCAGUCCACCUCUGAACCUAAAUCCACUGUGGUUCAAACAACAUUGUGCUUACACCAUUGCUAAGUAUGGUAUGUCUAUGUGUGUGCUUGGAAUGGCAGAAGAAUUUAAAGGUGAAAUUGCAGUCAAUGCAUUAUGGCCUAAAACAGCCAUACACACUGCUGCAAUGGAUAUGCUAGGAGGAUCUGGUGUUGAAAGCCAAUGUAGAAAAGUUGAUAUCAUUGCCGAUGCUGCAUAUUCAAUUUUCAAAAAGCCAAAAAGUUUUACUGGCAAUUUUAUUAUUGAUGAAAAUAUCUUAAAAGAAGAAGGAAUAAAAAAUUUUGACAUCUAUGCAAUUAAACCAGGCCAUCCGCUAUUACCAGAUUUCUUCUUAGAUGAAUAUCCAGAUGCAAUUACCAAGAAAAUGGACUCAUCUGGUUCUGCCCCACAAUUGAAAGAAGAGAAAGCACAGCCACCAUCAAAACCACCUUCUGGAGCUGUGGAAGAAACAUUUAGAAUUGUUAAGAACUCUCUCAACGAUGAUGUUGUUAAAGCCACUCAAGCAAUUUACCUGUUUGAACUCUCAGGUGAAGAUGGUGGAAAAUGGUUUCUUGAUCUUAAAAGCAAGGGUGGGAAGGUUGGAUUUGGAGAGCCCUCAGAUCGGGCAGAUGUGGUGAUGAGUAUGUCUACUGAUGAUUUUGUAAAAAUGUUUUCAGGGAAACUAAAACCAACAAUGGCAUUCAUGUCAGGAAAACUGAAGAUUAAAGGGAACAUGUCUCUAGCAAUCAAAUUAGAAAAGCUAAUGAAUCAGAUGACUGCCAAGUUGUGAAGGAAAAGAAGAAAUACGUCAGCCAUUAAGCUCACAAAGUGUAAAAGGGCUCAACAGUUAAAAUCUAAUGUUUGUUUUCUUCCCCAUUUUAUUGUAAGGAUAUGCAUGUGUGUUCUGGAAAAAAAAAUGGAAUUUCUGUAUCUAUUAAGACUUGAAAUUUUAAUUAAAACAGCUAGCUAAUAGCUUCAUUAAGCAGAAUUCUAAGACACCUUUGUUUUUGAUAUAUUUUUUGAGUUUUGCUGUCUGAGCCCUCUAUCUUCCAGGGAAAGUGUCAUGAGUAAUUAAUCAGGGUCGAGAAGUAACAUUAGGAUUUUUCAGUUUUUCUCAUACAAAGUGAGGCUAAUCUGUUUUUAAAAUAAUUGGUUUUUGAUUGUAUACUAAUAAAAAUAUUAAUGAUAUUUUAGAUUUUUAUAUACUUACUUAAAGGGCUUCCACAAUACAUUUUUACAGAAAUCAUACCAUAAACUACUUAGUAUAUACUAUUUGUAAAGAUAAUGAAAUGAAAUAAACUUUCUCAGUUUUCCAUUUUGCUCACUAGCUCGCUAGUUAUGUUACCUCUGAGAAAACACUAAUGUAAUUCAACUAAUUGCAGUAUACUUUCUAUUUUAAAGUCCUAAAAUAAAAUAAAUUCUCAGAAGUACGCACUUGGUCACAGUGUUUUAAAAUGAGAACUUACGCAAUUGAUAGUUACUAUGGACUGAAUUUAUGCCCCUUAAAGCAAAUUCACAUGUUGAAGACUCAUCACCAUUGCCUCAGAAUUUGACUGUGUUGGGAGACUUUUGAAGAGAUUAAGUGAAAAAUUAGGCUUUUUUGGGGGGCCCGAAUCCAGUCUGACUGAUAUAUAUAUAAUGAGAAGAUAUUUGGUCACAAAGGAGAGGCCAGAAAUCCUCACAGAAGAAAGAUCAAGUGAGGACACAAGAAGGCACUUCUCUGCAAGCUAAGAAAAGAGGCCUCUGAAGAAAUCCAAUCUGUUGACCCCUUGAUAAUCUACAGAACUGUAAGAAAUAAAUUCUGUUGGCUUAACUGCCCAGUCUGU